Molecule: messenger RNA, 2794 nt
Organism: Anarrhichthys ocellatus (wolf-eel)
Lineage: Eukaryota; Metazoa; Chordata; Actinopteri; Perciformes; Anarhichadidae
Product: somatomedin-B and thrombospondin type-1 domain-containing protein
Exons: 5
Coding region: 774-1568 (264 amino acids)
Source: RefSeq, a predicted model, not a curated record
GAUGAGUGGAUGAUCUUUUUUUCUUUUUGCUGCGGCUCAAAAAGGGACCUCGUGACAGCUGAUUGACUCUUACUUUGAUGUAAACGUCUCUCUUCUAUUUACCGAUUUCGACAUAAAGUGGCAGCGCCGCUGUCCGUGGUCCUGAACGAGAUUUUCUGAUUGGAAGCUAAACUGACGUAGGCAACUUUCCGCAGAUAUCUGUCCACUCGCGUGUAGCUGCUGUUUUUUUUUUUGUGGUUUUUAAAGAUUAAAUUGUAAAGAUGUUGACCCCAGUUUUAGUGCAAGGCUGUAAGGCACUGUGAAUGCCUCUAUUGGGGUUUAUUUGGAGAGGUUUUCCCCAAAACUGAACGUCUUCUUCAUUUGCAUCUCACUUGUGUCUCAGGAGGGGAAAACACUCCGAGAGAAUAAUAAGACAUUCUGCAAUCACUCACUCGUUUGCUGAGCAACAGAUUGAGCAACUAGUCAGAGAGAGGAGAGGGGGGGGAGACUGUACGCCAACAGUAGCUGUAAGGGGCGGUGUCCAACACACGGAUAGAGGAGAGCUGGUGCGCACACUGGCUCCACUUUUACGCAUCAGUUGUUCGCGUCAAGGUGUCAAUGCAGAAGUUACCUGGGAUUUGGAUUUAUAUUUAGAAAACAGCACCAGUGUCUUUAUAACAUAACUCAGCUCCAAGCGGACUGUGUGUGUGUGUGUGUGUGUGUGUGCGUGUGCGUGUGUGUGCGUGCGUGUGCGUGUGAGCAAGUGGUGGACCCCCGGGGCAAGUUAUUUCGUCAUGGGAGCGCUUGGAUGGAGCCCGGCGCGUCUUGGUUGGUUUGUCGUUUGCGGAUACCUCGCGUUUUUCUGCGGGGGAAUCGUCCCGCGGGCCGAGGCGGGCUGCGGGGAGAGGGAGAGCCCCAACUGCUGCACCGGCCGGAACAACGAAUGCCUCGAGUACAGCAAGAGGAAGACGGCGUGCUACUGCGAUACCUACUGUCAGAAAACCGGAGACUGCUGCGAGGACUACCAGCGCGUGUGUCAAAUAUCUGCAGCCAUUGACUGCGUGGUGGGAUCGUGGGGCCCCUGGUCGUCGUGCACGUCCCCGUGCGGAGUUGGCAGCACGGAGAGGAGUCGCCAAGUGUCCGUCCCCCCUAGGAAUGGAGGCACGCCCUGUCCGGACCUCAAACAGCGCCGGGGAUGCUUCGGGAACAACGCCAUAUGCAGCACCGCGAAAGAGGUGGCAAAGAUCCUGCCGGAUUCUUUUAAGAGGAACUUCAAAGACCCUUGGAGGCGACCACACAUGCUGAUGAAGGAGGAGAAGGCCAGCUACUGUGUGUACCUGCGGGUGAAACAGGCUAGCGCGGUGUGCAAACUCAAACUGUGGAGCGCUCAGCUGGUGAGAGAGAGGCUGGUCUGUGCCGAGUGUCAGAGCGACGCCAUGUCAAAGUCCGACCGCUGUGGAGGCGACGGCCUGGAGAGCACCAGAACGUUCUGGGCGGCGGCGUCGGUGCCGGGCUGUCACGGCUCCUGGGUGCGAGAGUCGUCCUCCGAGGGCUGCCGGUGUCCCCCCUACUCUGUGCUGUUCGUGUGAGCCGACACGCACAACCACCGGACAUCCACGCGCACGCAGGGGACGACCAAGCCCCCCCCCCCCCCCCAACCAACCCCACACAACCCCUUCCAAUCCAGAUUAACGGACGGGUAAACUCAAGGAGAUCAGCAGCAUCCUGCCACUUUAGUUUCACCUCUCACCUCAUACUCUGUACUGGUCACAUUAUUAACUAAGCACACCGCAAAAUUCUCUAAUUUAACUUUUACGGCCACAUUGUGUACUUAUCCUCCAAAGCACAACAGCAUCUAUGUACCUUUUUUUUUUUUAACCUCUGAAUCUCUGCUAUCUACCUCCAUCAAUGCAAGUGCAUUUGUUAAUGCAUAAUGUAUAAAUAUAUGAAUAUAUUAUUUUGCUUUAUACAUUUUCUACUUUUGAGCGUUUAUGUCUUAUGUAUAUGUACCUAUAUAGCCACACUUAUUUGUAUCCAACAGUCAAAAAACACCAAACGGCAGUUGAGGCCCUCGGCCAGGGGUCCCUUAAAUGGCUCUGAGGGCUGGAGACACUGAGACUGGUUCAUCCAAAUGCUACCCAAUCACUUGAGUCAAUAUAUCUGUGUUUUUACAGUGUUGUCCCCAUUGUUGCGUCUUUUUCCGUCAUCAAAACAUUUCUACCAGCAAGUCAAGUUGAAUAUCAGGUAUUGAUUCUCAGGUGCUUGUCUCCCCCAUCGAACGUCUUCUACUCCCUCGCGUGAGCCUCCUCUUUUAGUUGCUUAAAGGGACUCAUGGCGUCUGUCGAGACCUGAUAUUAUUGGAGUGUGUGUGUGGGGGGUUGAUAGGAGAAGGAACCAUUUAGGAGGUGUGUCUCUCUGUCCUCUGCGUCCAAAACUGAAAAGAAGUUUUCUCUCCCUCUUGCUCCCUGCUCAGAAAUCCUAUCACCGUCACACAAGAGCCAUCCGAUACUAUACCUGCAUACAGCCAUGCUACUCCCACUGUGUUCGUUAACAUGAUCUGCACUUCUUUUUUUUCCUUCUCUGCCCUCUAUGGACUCUGUGUUUUCUUUAACAAAAAAAACCAGGAGUCAGUCAACAGGCACUUUCUGGUUUAAGAAGAGGACACGUGUGGUCCCAGUAAAAAGGGCUUCUCUCUCUCUCUUUCGCUCUCUCUCUAUGUCUCUGUGUUUGUGUGUUUAUUUAUUAUAAUAAUUAGUGCAGCACAGCAUACUCUGUACACUGUCCAUAAGUGAAAAAAUAAACUACUAUACUGUCA